Messenger RNA from Talaromyces proteolyticus, 1891 nucleotides. RefSeq names its product putative ammonium transporter. Gene Ontology annotation, biological process: ammonium transmembrane transport. Gene Ontology annotation, molecular function: ammonium channel activity. The record is from RefSeq and is a predicted model, not a curated record. Lineage: Eukaryota; Fungi; Ascomycota; Eurotiomycetes; Eurotiales; Trichocomaceae. Gene Ontology annotation, cellular component: plasma membrane. The transcript has 7 exons. Bases 204 to 1661 code for a protein of 485 amino acids.
ACCAGCUAUCUGCAAGAGCGCCUUUGUUAAAUAAUAUCUGGUUCGGGUUACCUUCCAUCCAUUACGAGCAUGACGGGUCACUGAUAGUCAUUCCUUUAAUACAAGCUAUCAGCCUCCCUCCACAUCACCUAUUCCUAUCUCUUUUGCUUCAAUUUCUAUGUUCCUCUUCACCAUAACCCUCUCGUAUAACGCUUGUAUUAUCGAUGUCUGCGUCUGAUUUAACCAAUCCAAAUCCAGCCUGGCUGGACAAAGGCGACCAGGCAUGGCAGCUCACUGCUGGGACGCUGGUCGCGCUUCAAUCCAUCCCGGGCCUGGCGAUCCUAUAUGCUGGCUUCGUAAAAAAAAAAUGGGCUAUAAAUUCCGCAUUCAUGGUUUUCUAUGCCUUUGCCGCGACGUUAAUUUGCUGGGUCAUCUGGGCAUAUAAGAUGGGCUUUGGGGAGCAAUGGGGCGCAUUUCCCUUAGUAGGAACACCCGGUCCUGUCUUGACGAUGCAGCAAAAUCUAGCCCGAGCUACCUUACCAGCUGCUAAUCUAUCUCCGAAUUAUAACCUGUCUACUAUGGUUUACUUCCAAUUCGUUUUUGCCGCAAUCACAGUUAUAAUCCUUGGUGGCUCUCUCUUAGGAAGAAUGAACUUCGUGGCAUGGAUGGUUUUCGUUCCGUUAUGGAUAACGUUUAGCUAUACUGUUGGAGCUUUCAGCGUUUGGGGCGGAGGAUUUCUAACUCAAAUGGGUGUCCUCGACUACUCAGGCGGAUACGUCAUCCACUUGAGCUCUGGAACGGCUGGUUUCGUGGCCGCGUACUGGGUGGGCCCGCGCUUGCAAAAGGACAAAGAUUCCUUUUAUCCUAACAACAUCUUGCUCAUGCUUGUCGGGGCUGGCAUCCUCUGGGUGUGCUGGAAUGGCUUUAACGGUGGAGAUCCGUACGCUGCUAGUCCUGAUGCUGGAGUAGCAGUGCUCAACACUAAUAUCUGUACCGCGAUGAGUCUCCUGGUCUGGACUAUUCUCGAUUUCAUAUUUUUCAAGAAGCCAUCUGUUAUUGGUGCCGUGCAGGGCGAGAUCACCGGUCUGGUUGCGAUAACACCUGCAGCUGGUUUUGUUACCGGUUGGGGUGCCAUUGUUAUCGGUGCUUGCUCUGGAUCCAUCCCUUGGAUAUCGAUGAAUAUUCUCGGAAGAAUGGAGUGGAUGAAAAAGGUGGAUGACGUUAUGGGAACUGUACACACACACAUGGUGGCUGGCGCUCUAGGAGGGUUUCUAACCGGUCUUUUCGCCACCGUCGAAGGAUGUGCGGCGUUUGGUUUAACUAACCCCGGUGGUGCAAUUGAUGGAAACGGAAAACAGGUCUGGCUACAGAUAGUCGGUGCCUUAUUCAUAAUAGGUCUCAACCUAUUCAUGACCAGUGUCAUAUGUCUAUUUAUUCAAUACGUUCUACGUAUUCCCCUUCGCAUGAAGGAAGAGCAUCUCCUUGUCGGCGAUGACGCCGUUCAUGGCGAAGAAGCCUAUGCGUUAUUCUUUGAAGGCGAAAGAAGUCACCUCAGUCUACACGGAACCGCAUUGGAGAGUGGGCAAAUCACUGAGGGGCAAAGUAUCUUUACACACCCAAUCCCGAGCGGACAUGACAGUCCCGCCGAUGCAUCCGCCAAGGACGAUACGAAAGCUGAUUAGUGUGUAUUUGGAAGGUUUGUAGCAUUCAUGUUAGAUCCGACGGGUACCCCAAGGAUAAUCGCGUCCCUGCACGCACUGAAAUUAGACUUAAUGAAAAACAGCCGAACUUUCUACAAGUGACAAAAAGCCACACACUUGCAUGAUGGUCAACAUUGAACUUGUGUCAAUUUUCAACACUGGAUGAUUGUAUUUGGGCCGUUUCCAUAUACUCUUUGUGGCCAUAAUAUUUU